AUGGCCUCAAUUCAACUCACGCACUUGCAAGACCUUAUCGACAAAUAUCAGGAAACCCGGAAGAAGAAUGACCUUGACGAGCUGAUCGAAUACACGGAAAAGGUUAUUGCUUCCCUUCAUGAAGACGACCCAACUCGGCCCAAGCAAGUGAUUGCUCUCGCCAGUUGGACUGGACAACUAUACCAGUUCGACGGAGAUGUAGCACACAUUGACCAAUCCAUCGACAUAACCCGAGAUGCACUUCAAUCUGCUGUGCUUGACGACAUCUAUCGCGCCGAAGCCCAAGGCAACUUGGCGCUCCACCUCGUCGACAGGUUCGACAUCACUAGACAGCAAUCAGACAUCGAGGAGGCUAUCAAACUCACUCGCGGCACUCUCAAAGUUGUUCCAGAGGAUGAUCCGGAUCGAGACUCCUGGCUAGGAAAUCUAGGCAAACAGCUAUCGAGAAAAUAUCUCUACACCAGCGACGUCUCGGCUCUGGAGGAAGCCAUCAGCUUCAGCCGCCAGUCAGUCGAUGCUGUAUCAGACGGUAGUCUAAACAAAGGCCUAUGGCUGAGCAACCUCGGAAACCGCCUCCAUGAACGGUUCUGGCAGUACGGGGAGAUCAAGGACCUUGAAGAGGCCAUUGUGUGUCUGCGAAAAAGCCUUGACCUGACCCCUGAAGACCACGGAGAACGAUCCAUGAGGCUCGCCAAUCUGGCUGGCAAAUUAUCAGAGCGGUUUUCUCGACUCGGGAAGCGAGAAGACUUAGACCAAGCCAUUGACCUAACCCGGCAAGCCGUUGAGGGUACUGGAGAAAAGGAUCCAUGGCGACGAGCCUGCUAUCACAAUCUGGGUCUGGAGCUGUCCAAGAAGUACCGCAUCACUGGAGCAACAAAAGACUUGGAUGAAGCCAUCGCAUGCCUUCGCGAAGCCGUCAAGACUACACCAGAAGAACACGCAUCCGUGAACCAAUGGCUGAAUCUCCUUAGCAUUUUGCUUGGCCGAAGAUUUCUACGCUUCGGGUCAAUGGCAGACACCGAGGAGGCCGUGAACGCUGCCCGCCAGGCCGUCGAAAAUACAGAAAAGGGUGAUCGAGACUACCGGGUGUAUCUCACAAGCCUGGGCAAUCGCCUCCGCGAUAAAUUUACUCGCACCCAUUCUCUAGAGGAUCUCAACGAAGCUAUUUCGGUCACCAAGCAAGCAAUCGAUGCCACUCCAGAGGGGCAUACGGACCUACCUACCCUCUGGCACAACCUCAGUACCCAGCUUUCUGCCAGACAUUCACUAGACAAGGACGAUCAGGACGACCAAGAUAUUGCCUCUCGCUACUGGGCUUCGGCGAUGGAGUUUGAAAACGCGCCGGUUAGGAUUCGUCUCAUGGCUGCAGAUCGACGGUUGUCAGCCGUGAAUCUCCUCGACGAUUUGGAGAGGGCGUAUGAGAUCGCCAACGCCACUGUUGCCCUGAUGCCCCGACUAGCCCCGAACUCACUGUCAAGCACGGACAAACAGCAAGUUCUUGAGCAAGUUGUUGGGCUGGCCUCCAAGGCGGCUGCCAUUGCGUUGAUGGCAGGUAAAGGAGCGGCCUGUGCCAUCAAAAUUCUGGAGACAGGGCGUGGUAUCCUUGCCAGCUCUCUCCAAGAUCUCCGGUCGAACCUGUCCCUUGUUGAUCUUGAGCAUCAACAUCCCGAGCUGGCAGAAUCGUACCAUCGUCUUCGUGCUCUUCUUGACAAGCCGGCCCCAGACAACGAACUCGGUUCAUCCCUUGGCAAGGACCAGUCCCAGAACACCGAUGAACGAUUUGAAGCCGUUGAACAAAUGGAGACUCUACUCGACGAGAUCCGUACGAAACCCGGGUUUGAGCGAUUCCUGACAUCUCCCUCCGAACAGGAGUUGUUGGAAGCAGCUGCGGAAGGCCCGAUUGUCAUCCUGAAUGUCAGCUCAUACCAAUGUGACGCCUUGAUUAUCGAUGGUCGCGGAAUAAGAGACGUGAAUCUACCCGAACUCUCCAAGGAGGUCAUUGCCAAUCGAGAAAAGAAACUGGAAUCGUUCGAAACACUUGAGUGGCUUUGGGAUGUCAUCACCCGCCCAGUCCUGGAGGACCUGGGCCUUCUCACAUCAGCUACCGAGACCUGGCCGCGGAUUUGGUGGAUUCCAACUGGACCGCUUGCCAGGUUUCCCAUCCACGCUGCAGGAUAUCAUCUGGACUCUGGUGCGAAAACGGUUCUUGACAGGGCCAUCUCAUCGUACUCUCUUUCUGUCAAGUCGAUCAUAAGCAACCGUCAGAGUCGAGAAAAGAAUGCUGCAGCUCAAGUGAUGUCAGGAAGCGCCCUCUUGGUCUCCAUGAAGGACACGCCACGUUAUGAGAGGCUGGCCAACGCGGAGAAAGAGAUCAAGGAGGUGCAAUCUGUGUGCGAAUCAAUUCCCAUCAAUUGUGUGAAGCUUUCACAACCACAUCGAGAUAAGGUGUUAUCGGAGUUGCCGGGAUGUGGGAUAUUCCACUUCGCUGGACAUGCCCAAACGAUGAAGGACAACCCGAUGGCCAGCAUCAUUCUCCUCGAAGACUGGAGAGAGAAGCCCUUUACCGUGGAGUCCAUCUUUGAAACGAAUUUGAGCGAAAAGAUGCUCUUCCUUGCAUACCUCUCCGCUUGUGGUACGACCCAGAAUCAACACGACAAGUCCAUUGAUGAAAACAUUCAUCUGACCAGCGCGUUUUGGCUGGCUGGCUUUCGCCACGUCAUUGGGACACUCUGGGCAGUUGAAGAUGCGCUCUGUGUCCGCAUGGCAGGGUUGACCUACAAGUUUCUCAAGACACAUGGAAUGAGUGACGAGAACGUUAGUCGUGCUCUUCACUUCGCGACGAGGGAGCUUCGGGACGACGCCGUUGGAAGGAAAAAGGACGAUACAAACGACCCGGGGCCAGGUCCAAGUGCACUCGAGAAUGAGCGUGGCGUCGACGGCUCAGGAGAGACGCAGCCGGCAGGAGAUGAAGAAAGGGGGAAUAGCAGGGAAGGGGAGUUACGGGACAAGAGGAAGGCAACGUUUAAAAAGCCAGGAGGUUCCAGCACGAAGGUUAGAGCGCCGUCUGCUCAUUGGGUUCCCUAUGUUCAUUAUGGUUCGUAA
This is a messenger RNA of Fusarium vanettenii 77-13-4, 3102 nucleotides long. RefSeq lists its product as uncharacterized. Gene Ontology annotation, molecular function: protein binding. Lineage: Eukaryota; Fungi; Ascomycota; Sordariomycetes; Hypocreales; Nectriaceae. The transcript is spliced from 2 exons. Bases 1 to 3102 code for a protein of 1033 amino acids. The record is from RefSeq and is a predicted model, not a curated record.